This is a messenger RNA of Ctenocephalides felis (cat flea), 543 nucleotides long. RefSeq lists its product as uncharacterized. Lineage: Eukaryota; Metazoa; Arthropoda; Insecta; Siphonaptera; Pulicidae. The transcript has 3 exons. The annotation marks the transcript as partial. The record is from RefSeq and is a predicted model, not a curated record.
UUGCCGCCGCCUCCGAGAAUAGAACUUAUCCUGGACAAACCGCACGCAGUUGGAGCGCAAAGGAGACCGGUUGUCAGGAUCAGACCAUCAUCCUCCAUCGAAUUGGAGCAAGAAGCAGCUGAUCAGCAACGUCAACGCAGUAGAGCCAACGCAACUUCUCACGAUGCAGCAGUUGCUGUGCUGCGUCCAGGAGGCGGUUCUUUAGGUCAUCAACUACCUUGGGGCAGAGGCUGGGGAUGGGUUACUCUGCCUAAUGGUGUUUGGAGUGGAGGUCUGUCAUGGUCCCAAUACGAUGGGGCUUUCACUCUGCACGCCGUGCCCGCUGCACACUGCUCCAACAUCUCGGCGAUAAGCGGAGUCGCCGCUUCGGGAGCGAUCGACUAUUCUCCUGCUGCUCUAUUCCAAACUGACGCGCCUGAUGUUACGGACACCGUUUGCCACACGGUGACCACAUCGGUAGGGGACACUGCUCUGUCGGCCGCCACUGGGGCCGAGGAUUUCGAUUAUGCUAUGGAUUUUGGAGAUUGUUUCGGACUCUUUUAA